This is a messenger RNA of Cyprinus carpio (common carp), 1800 nucleotides long. Its product is annotated as alpha-2,8-sialyltransferase 8E-like. Gene Ontology annotation, biological process: oligosaccharide metabolic process; N-glycan processing. Lineage: Eukaryota; Metazoa; Chordata; Actinopteri; Cypriniformes; Cyprinidae. The record is from RefSeq and is a predicted model, not a curated record. Gene Ontology annotation, molecular function: alpha-N-acetylneuraminate alpha-2,8-sialyltransferase activity.
AUUCUCCAUAACACACUCUCACUCACUCUCACACACACACACUCUCGCUCCAGCAUCGGUGUGUCUGAUGGCGUUUCUCCGGUGGCUCCUCAGGCUGCUGACGGUCCUGAUCGUCUCUCACGGUCUGUGUGUUUUGUUUUAUUACACACCCAACACACACUCGUCCAGAGAGGCGAUGACGGACGCGCUUCAGCGGCUGCGCUGCGCUAAACUCAGACGCAAGUUCUCCGUCAUCACACCCGCAAAAAGUAUAGUCUGAACAUGAAGACUUUCACUCAGGACCUCAAUGAUUUCUUAAACUGCCCAUGCAAACCGAACAUGACCGAGCACGAGCAAAACAGAUUGAGGCUGCAGUUUUGCUGUAACGCCACAGGAUCGUUACUCCUCACCAAACGAAACACAGCUGUCAAUCAGACCAUCCCAUAUGAGACAAGCACAACAGAUACAUACACAAUGAAUGCAGCCAUUCACAGCAUGCUGCCUGAGGAUUUCCCCUGGAGCGGGCGUCGUCUGGGUCGGUGUGCUGUGGUCGGCAGUGGAGGGAUUCUGAAGAACAGCAGCUGUGGACGUGAGAUUGACAUCGCAGAUUUCGUUAUACGGUUUAAUUUGGCUUACAUUAAUGACAGUGAUGUUGGGCUGAAGACGGAUCUGAUAACCAUCAACCCCACUCAGAUUCAGAGAGAAUUCAAAAACAUGGAGCGAAAUCCGGAUCCGCUGGUGGAUCGGGUCAGUGUGUACGGAAACGCCUCCCUUGCUAUUCCUGCCUUUGCCUACACUUUCUGCACUGGACUGUCCAUCAAAACUCUCAAAGUCCUCCAUCCAAUCAGACCCCAGCAGCCGGUGGCGUUCUUCAGCCCAAUUUACCUGCGGGCAAUGGACCGUUUCUGGAAGGGGCGUGGCCUGAAGUCAGUCCGCCUCUCCUCGGGGUUUAUGCUAAUUAACACGGCUCUGGAACUGUGUGAGGAUGUGCACGUGUACGGAUUCUGGCCGUUUGGCGCCGAUCUGCAGGACAAUCCCGUUCCGUACCAUUAUUACGACCAGCUGAGGCCGCACCCCUACAUGCACAAAAUGCCGGAGGAGUUUGUGCGGCUUCUGCAGCUCCACAGCCAGGGGGCGCUGACACUGCACCUGCAGCCCUGCUCCUCAGACACACCCUGACAUCUGCACGCGCAAAGACGCCUCGUUUAACCUUAUAACGUGCACUUUUUGCAUCUGUAACCAUUGUAGACGUUAUCAAGUGCACUCCAUCCAGUGCGAUAUGUGUUACGGAAUAAGUGGUUAGGGCCAGAAUACGUAUUGAUUUGUUUUGCCAUUUAAACAACCUUGAUGACCAUGUUAACUGAUCUAUAAUGCGCGCUGGACGCUGUCGUGUGGAUCCGUCAGAUUAACAUCACGUAAUUCACCCAUUUCUCCCAAAAUGCAUGAAAGUAAGUGACCAGUGAACUGGGAAGAAGCAGAGUAAACUUUAUGGUCACCUACACAGUGUCUAUUUGAUAGGAAUAAAACAUGUCGUCAAAUUUUAAUUGAAAGAAUCAUUAGCGCCAACCAAAGCUCCAAUAUCAUUAUGUCUCAGUUAGCUAGUGAUAGGUUAAGAGUUGUUGUUUAAGAUGUGUGUUUAAUAAUUUAUGUUGUUAAAGUAACACUUUGUAAUGUAAUGUAAUGUUAAGUAACACUCUGUUCUGUAAAUGCAUUGUCUGCUGGUUUAUCUACUUUUCAGCACACCACAUAAAGAAUGGCUUGAAGAACUUUGCACCUACAGAAAUGAACUUUUAAAUACCAAUAAAUCAUAAAAUAUGUGCA